CUAUGGUUACGUUAUAGUCACAUCCACAUCAAAGUCGAGCUGUCAAACAUAAAUUCUUGUCAUUAUACACAUUUCCUGCUGUUUAUAAACAAUUUCUACUUCUAGGCAGCUAAAAUCAUAAAAAUGCUACGAUUCAAAGCAUUUUUCUUGCUUAUAUGCAUAACCUCUGUGCUUUGUGAGCCAAUGACUCUCGAAGAAGACUCCAAUCCAAACACAAAACACACCAUAGAAGGUCGUAUCAUCAUGGAUGCAAUGUUUGCUUCACCUAACUGGGCAGCUAAUACACGUAUUCACGUCAAUGGUGGAGAAUACCUUGGUUUUGUCAAGGAAGAUGGCUCAUUUCUCAUCCACAACAUCCCAACAGGUUCAUACAUCAUUGAAGCACUCAGCCCACACCUCACCUAUGAGCCAGUUCGAGUUGAAAUCAACAGCAAAGGCAAGUUUAGAGCCAGAAGAGUGAACCAUAUUCAAACUGCGCUGGUUAUCCAAGUACCAUAUCCUUUAAGAAUGAAGCCACUUGGCAUGACAAAGUACUUCCAGCUUAGAGAACAGUGGAUGAUUACUGAUUUCCUAUUCAAUCCGAUGAUUCUUAUGAUGGUGCUACCUCUUCUGUUGAUCAUGGUCCUACCCAAGAUGAUGAAUGAUCCAGAAACUAAGAAAGAAUUAGAACAAAUUGGUAAUAUGACUAAGUUUGAAAUGCCACAGAUGGGUGAUAUGGUAACAAAUUUCCUGGCUGGUGGAGGACCACAGGGGACUCAGCAAGCUGGUACCCAGAAAAAGAAUGCCAAAGCUAAGAAAAGACAGUAAUUUCAUUUGUACUAGUCAUUGAUAAAUGAAUUUAUACCUACAAUACAAAACUGGUUGAAGUUUUGGUUAUAAGUCGUCUUUAGUAAGAAAUUUAAAUUAAUUGCAAUAAAAUAAUUAUGUUAAUGAACAAACUUUUCGCAUACGCAAAAAAUAAAUCACUUCUUAUUUA
Dalotia coriaria is the source of this 976-nucleotide messenger RNA. It is a transcript of the gene EMC7, whose product is annotated as ER membrane protein complex subunit 7. Gene Ontology annotation, cellular component: EMC complex. Bases 124 to 807 code for a protein of 227 amino acids. The record is from RefSeq and is a predicted model, not a curated record. Gene Ontology annotation, molecular function: carbohydrate binding. NCBI's taxonomy places the organism in Eukaryota, Metazoa, Arthropoda, Insecta, Coleoptera, Staphylinidae. The transcript has 2 exons.